Messenger RNA from Dentiscutata erythropus, 152 nucleotides. The record is from the annotation of a GenBank genome assembly. Lineage: Eukaryota; Fungi; Glomeromycota; Glomeromycetes; Diversisporales; Gigasporaceae.
AUGGAUGUCGCUACUGCACAGUAUGAAGCUUUAAAAUCAUUUCUUGAAGCACAUCUUACACAAAUGAAUGCCGAGAGUUCAACACAGGUUCUACGAGCUUUCCACGGAUGUGUACGACGAGUUGACUCGUCGAGUAAUGAACUUGAACGAUA